Molecule: messenger RNA, 1217 nt
Organism: Oryzias melastigma (Indian medaka)
Lineage: Eukaryota; Metazoa; Chordata; Actinopteri; Beloniformes; Adrianichthyidae
Gene: ska1
Product: spindle and kinetochore associated complex subunit 1
Exons: 7
Coding region: 228-968 (246 amino acids)
Biological process (GO): mitotic cell cycle; regulation of microtubule polymerization or depolymerization; chromosome segregation
Cellular component (GO): outer kinetochore; spindle microtubule; mitotic spindle
Molecular function (GO): microtubule binding
Source: RefSeq, a predicted model, not a curated record
UGCGCACGCGCUUGACGUAAGAUAAUUUUGAACACAGCGCGAAAUUCGACGGCCUGUUGGUGUGAAGCGGAGCCGAACCGAACCGACUCUAGUGUCCGCGUUGAUUUGGACCUGCUUCUGAACCGGUUCUAGUUGUCGAGUUCGAAUGCACAUACCGGACUUGCCUGGGUGGACCGGAAACGGGCUGGUACUGCUUUUGUCACGUUAACGAUAGGUCCUGCUCAGGAAUGUCCGACCUUGAAGACAUCAGUCGACACUUUCAAGAAAAACUAUGGAGCUUGCAGCAGAUGCUGGAUCUGUCGGUUGUAGAAUUGCCUCAAAUCAAGAUGAAGAAAUUUGGACAAGAACUGUGUGGACUGGAAGGGCUCCUGGAGGAGUUGGAACGAUGUGUUGAUGAGCAGAAGCAGCAGCUGAAGAACCUGAAGGAGAUGCAGGACGUCUACCAGCAGGCUCUGCAGGACAUGCAGCACAUGAAGAACAACGUGCCACCUCACAUUCCCAAGAAGAAGACUGGUGUCAAUGCAAAUGAGGCAGGCAAGGACAGUGUGGACAGUCAGCCGGCCCCUGCGCAGAACCUCAAAAAGACCAGCAGGAGUUUCAUCAAGGAGAUGGGCUUCAUCACAACCCUGGAGUUUGAGGGCAUCCCUCAGUACAUGAAAGGCCGCGUGUCCUACGAGCAGCUGAAUGCUGCGGUGAGCAGCAUGAACGCCGCUGCAACCGCUAAAUACAAGAUCUUCCACCAGUCUGUGAAAGGUCUGAGCAACCACGCUCGCAAGCUUCACCAGCGCUUCAAGGAACAGGAGACCAAAGAGACCAAAGGUCAGUUCUUUGUGGUGGAGGAGGACAUUCGAGAGUUUACCCAGAUGAAGGUGGACAAACGCUUCCAGGGGAUCCUGAACAUGCUGCGGCACUGCCAGCGCCUACGCGAGCUCCGGGGUGGCGGCCUGACCCGGUACCUGUUUCUGUGAGGCGAGCUUGCUUCUUGGCUUCUGGAAGGUUAAAGGUGAAAGACUGUGUUGUGCUUGUUGGUAUUUCAGAGUGCACUUGUAAUGUAAAGAGUUAGGUCUUUCAUAGACUGUUCAUCAGUGCUCUGCAUUUUUAUUUUAUGUAUUUUGUUCCGUUAUUUGUUUGGGUUUAGUCUAAGCUUGUUCUGUACAUAUUUACACUAAAGUGUAGCUUUUCAUUGUUUUCAAUAAACAAACAUUUUCCCUCAUGAA